Spirodela intermedia is the source of this 7807-nucleotide messenger RNA. Lineage: Eukaryota; Viridiplantae; Streptophyta; Magnoliopsida; Alismatales; Araceae. The record is from the annotation of a GenBank genome assembly.
AUGGUCUCUCCAUAUGCAAUGCCUGAUCCCUCGUCUCCUCUGGCUGCUGAAAGGAAUCCUGACAGAGAUCUCCAGGUUUUGUUCUUGCUCGUCGUCUUCCCGCUCUUUGGAUUGUUCCCACAUCGUAUGAGUUUCUUACUUGUAAACGAUUUUGUGUAGCCGUUCUUUGUUUUGCGCAAACCAGAGCCUGGAAAGGUCGUGACGACGGAAGCGACGCAUGGGAAAGCAAGAAGGAAGAUCGACCUCUCUCAGUUGUCCCCCAACUCCAGAAAACCGUCUGCGGCAUUGCCAUUCGAAGAGGAUGCUGAUGCGAAUUACGAGCAGCUCCGUAUGCAGAGCUUCAAUGCGACGUGGUCGAAGAUCGAAUGCACUAUCCAGGUCCCACAUUUCUCAUUUCUCUCUCUCUCUCUCUAUCUCUCUCCCUCCCUCUCCCGGCUCUUCCGCAUUUCCUGUAUUCUUAUUUAUUGCGAUUCGUUAGGGCCGAUUUGAUUUUACUAUCUCUCUUUUCUCAUAGUAGGGAUGUUUGAAACAAAUGAACCUUAGCCUGUUCGAAGAGGUUCGCGGAUGGAUCUAUGAAUCCUUCGACAAGAUCAAAUCUACUGGACUGCACUCCGUCUCAAACACUCUUUGCCCAUAUCCUCUUCUAACAGAUGGAAUCUACCGGCAAAUUUUUACAGCAUUGAUCCUCACAAGUGAGCCAAUGAAUAGAGCGCAUUUGACUUGUCAAAUUUGUGCGACUUUGUAUUUUUUUUCGAUUUUCUAUUUAUCAAAGUAUCUUCUCCACAGAGAAUAUGGAAUUCAUUGACGAUCUAUUGACAUUCCAAGAUCUUGGCGAACAUUUAAGAUCCAGUGGAUGUCAUAUUGCAAAUCUAUCAUAUUCGGAUUUCACAGUUAAGCAUGGGAUUGCUGGUUGUUUCAAAAGCUUGCUUAGACAGCUAGUCAUGGUUUCAUUGGAGGUAGGUUUCCGCAAAGUUUUCUCUUUACUAUUAAGCCGGACAUGUGAGCUCACUCUUCUUUCACUGAUACUGUUCCCACAGGCAUACGAUAUAACUGCAUUAGCCUCAUGGUACUGUCAAAAGGAGAACAAUGGCAAACCCGUGGUUCUCAUUAUUGAUAGCAUAGAGCAAUGCUAUGGUCCUGUCCUAGCUGGCUUCAUCUCAAUCAUAGGGUAUUCCUUGGUUUUUUUUAAGUCAAUAUUCAUAUUUUAACUUUUUCCCAAUCUCUAGUAGUUGGUAACUGUCAUCCUUAACUGCAUAUGUAUAUACGUGUUCGUAUUGUUGAAGCACAUUUACCAUCUACUAUCCACAUUUAUGAAUCAGUAUCUGUUUCAUCCUUGUAACUCUCUAAACCUUAAGGUGUUCAACUCUCUAAAUCCUUAAGGUGUCUGCCAGAUGUCAAUCAUUUUUCGAAGCAGUAGUAGAUCUGAAAUUCAGGUUCUUUGAUAUACCCUUUAGACCAAGGGGAUCUUUAAUCUGAUGAAGUUACAAUAUACCUUGGAGAGCUUUAUGCUUCAGAUAUUAAUCUCAGACCUCAUUGAUGAGACCUUAGCUUUAUCAAAUAGGCCAUAGUAGCUGUCUGUGAGAUUAUGUUUAAUAGUUCACGAGCAUGAUAUCGAUCUGGCCCUGUUCAUAGAUUUUCCGUGUUUCUGACGAAUUACAAGUUCAUGCUUAGAAGAAACGAAAUAAAUCUUUCAUUUAUUGUAGAACUUUUGCUGAAAUUCAUUAAAAGGCUGCUAGCUUAAGUGACUUGCUCUGUUGCAUAAACUUGUAUGCUACCAUUCGUUGUCUCCUGGUUAAAUGAGAUUGAUUUUCAAUCAAAAGAGUUGGGUUCAUUUGGUGUUAUAACUACAGGAACGAUGACCAGGAUGGGAUAUCUUUUAGAGAAUCUGGAUUAUAUUUUUAGAUGAAAAAUGAUGCUUUUUCGCUAUUUAUAGAUUUCUUUUCUCUUCUUUCAUGAAUGGAUAAUUUAACAGCCACAGAUCCCAAUCAAGAUCUCAGACAAUGUAGGUAGUUUUGCUCACCUUGUAUUAGAUUUCCGUUUAUUAGUUGCUUUUUAUUUUUGUCUUCAUUAUCCCUUGUUUUUGUCAUUUUUACAUAGCAGUGCUUAUUUUUCCAGCGAGUGGGUAAUCAAGAUCCCAAUCAUCUUAGUCUUUGGGGUUGCGACUACUAUCGAUGCUCUAAGAAAACAGCUUCCAUCAGAAGCAUUGCAAUGCUUGAAUUGUUGCAAAUUCACCUUGCCAUCUCCUUCUGAGAGAAUGAAUGCUAUUGUUGGGGCAAUAUUUGCAAAACCAAGUUUGGGGUUUAGUGUGGGACAUGAAGUGGCAGUGUUCUUGAGAAACUAUUUUUCAAGGCACGAUGGAACAAUAACAUCCUUCAUUAGGGCAUUGAAGGUUAGCACUACCGUAAUUAUUUUUAUUCGGGCGAGUCCAUCAGCAUGCGUGUCUAGGAGCUCUCAAUCAUAAAUGUUCUUGUUUCUUGCAGAUUGCUUGUACUAAACACUACUCCUUGGAGCCUCUGAGCUUUCUGAGCCGUAUCAUGUAUGAUGAAGAAACAGAGGUCACAUUUUUUUGACUUGUAAUUUGAUUAUAGUUUUGACGUAAGGAUAAUACUGUUGCAUGAGGAAUAUCUAAGUGAAAUAUUAAUAUUUCAUUAUUGAAGGACUACGUGUGGGCGAGUAAUAUUUGUCUUAAAGUUGACUAAACACUAAUAGAUAAUUACUAGGAACGGAAUCAAACGUGAGCUUUGAUUUCUUGCAAUUUCUUGCAAUUGAGUUUCCUAUAUUUAUUUAAUUUUAUUUUAAUCUUAAAAUAUAUACUAUUUGUAUAAUCAAAGGCCAAAGAUGUAUUUUCCCGGUCAGAUGUGAUUUUAAAUGGAAUAUCAACAUUACUAAUUCUUGUCACAAGUGGUUUUCUUAUUGACUUCCGUUUUGGCAUCGGUAAGAGAUAGAAAUCUACCACUUUUGAAAUCAUAUUCAAGGUAUAUCUUUGAGGUAAAUAUACAUAGAAGUGAGACCAAAAUCUCGCUGAAAAAUUGUGACCAUUUACUGCAACAAGAAAAAUACGUGAAGUGGUGAUGAAAUUAGUUAAUGCAAGGAGUGCUUGAAAACUGAUGGGAUAUAUAAUAAUUAUUCCCCAAAACGGACAAUGCUUAACUUUUGUCUAAUUUUUGAACAUGAACUUUUUCAUGGCUCAGGGUACCUGGAGCAUUAUGUGUGAAUCAUUGCCUGUCUCAAAACUCGAGUAUGCUUUUGAUCUUCCAUCUUGCAGAAGGUAUUGAAAUGAAUAUUACAUUGACGUUUGUCACUCUGGAACUGAAAAUAUGGUAUGCAAUGAUUGAUGACGACUUUUUUUUACCAGGGAUAGUUUGAAUAGGAAAUCUGGUUCCGAAAUUGCGCAAGGGUUGUUUGAUUUUAGGAGACUGUGGAAGGGUUGGACCUGUGUACUCCUGGUAAGCCUUUUUAGUGUUUGUUAAAGGUGGAUAUGAAUUGACAUAACAGCUUUAUGGGUAACAUUGGCGCCUUGAACAAAAAAAUUUCUUGUCAAUUUUGAUAAUAAAUAGAUGCUGUGGAGUUUAGGUGGAUACCUAUAUAUAUAUAGCGAUAAAAGUCUGAGCAUGCCUUACGUGUAUUUCCUGUUGUUAACUAAUGUGGAAUCUAUUUUAAAAUAAACGUAUUCAUUUCAAGAAUCCCGCGCAUGAAUUAUGCUCGGUGGCAGAGGGUUAUUCAUGGGAUUGUUGGAUUAUCAACAGGAUAGCACAUUGACAAAGUGGUGUGCAUGUCUUUGGCAUGCAUUGGAUAUUGUGGUCGGAUAAAUGAGAGUUUGCUAAAAUUUCCAGGGUACCUUGUCUGUUUUGUUACAGUUUUGGAGUACAAGUCUGCUUAGAAACUUCGCCAUAUUCACUUGAUAUUGCCUUCCAUUGCUUCAGAUCAUUUCUUUUUUUUUUGAUGUUUGUCUUUCUUACAGUGCCUGUUUGAGAUAGGAAGAAUUAGCAAAAUGCAGCUACUAGACAUUUUCUGUGAAGCUAUAGGUCAAACGACAUCUGAUGUACAUUCCUCAAAUGGCUCGUCACUGUCUUCUGUUACUAGUCAGAAACUGUGCCAUGCAAGUUCUCAGUCUGCGAAAGGAAGGCUCAUUGGUCAGGCAAUACAGAAGGUAAGGUAUGUAUUGUAUCUACUUCAAGUUUCUUGGCAUUUUACAUCCUUGUAAAUUCUGGUUGAUCCUGGAAGAAAGGCUUAUUGUGUUAUCUUUACUUUACAAAUAUUUAGUCAAAUCUGCAGCACGUUCCUGAAAAUUUAGAGAUUCUGGUGAUAGAUAAAAAUUUCUAACUGGUAUCUGGCGGUAUAUUAUUACUACGAAGAUGCAUUAUGGAUCACGAGGAACAAUUCUCAUUGUCAUCUGUGUUUUCAUAGGCAUUUCCUGUUGCAAUGUGUAACACCACUGGGACCCAACGUACAAAUAGAAAAUGGAUAACUACGAUCCCUACGGGAGUGGUUAGAGAAAUCAUUAGGACACUCCAGAGAGAGACAAGAUGGAACCCUAACUCGGAGGUACCCCGACCUCCGUUCUCCUUUCCCAAAGAUAGAGAUGUCCCCUUCCUUCUACCCCUCCCCCCCCUUAAGUAGUCACCCCCUUCUUUCCUCCUACCUAGUCUGUUCUUAGUGGGCCAACUCCUGUGGUCUCCGACGUUUAUAAGUCAGGCCCACGGGUCUGACGCAAUGACUCUCAGAUGCAAAAGCACGUAGUUUGUGUUCCUCGCAUAUAUCAAGAGUCUGUUUGUCUUUGUACUCGCUCUCGGAAAGGAUUCGUUGAUGUUAGAAGUGGUCUCUUAUGACUAUGCAGGUUGUGGAUUCUGUAUACUCUAACCAGAUCAGUUGCGUUCCACCAAUCUAUGAAUUUUUAUUUUACUGCGGUUAAAAUUAUUUCUAGAGUUUUUUUUUAUGGUCUUUCAUUAUGAAUGUUUUUAACAGCAGUGGAAUGGGUGUCCAAACAGGGCCUUGUUAAGUCAAACUGUACCCACUGCUCUCUUAAUUAUGCACGAGUGUUGAGAAGGUUUUCUUCAUCAGGCAUUGUUUAUAUAUGGCCGACUGAGUGAAUGGCAAACGACUUCUCUUCCAGUGGUCUUCUCCACUUACCCUCUUCUUACAUGAGGCUGAAAAUAAGGGACUUGGAAUUCGCAGGCUCUGAUCCAUCCCUACCCAGCCCUUAACGCUCUCGGAAUGAAGCCAGCAUGGCUAUGGGCUGAAGUAGCCUAGAAUAGGUCAAUUAUGAGUGGUUCAGCCCUUGUUGGUCUAUAUCUGCCCGAACAGGCACCAUUUGGCCAUAACAGAUGGCUGGUCCAAUCUCAACCCCGAUAUGCAUUGCUUUUUCCACAGUAAUGUGGAACCAAGUGAAUGGAAAUCUCAUUGUCCUGUAGUUAUGGUCAGAAAGGAUAUUGCCACAGAGACCGGUGAAAGCAAGUUUGAAAGCGAUUGUGGUCCUAAUAUAUUAUGGAUGGACCUAUAUGCAGCGAUCUUUUUCAAUAGUACAAGUAUUUCUGAGCAAUUGUAUUGGAUUUCUCGUUGCGGAAUCAUUCACUUAAAUUGGAUGUUAUCAGCUCGGACUACAGAACUUCCAUAACUUAUGGGGCACACCAUUCAUUGUUCACAGGGAAUAUGUUCGGAUGUUAAUUUACCUGCAUGUUAGUGAUGGGAUUUAAUUCACAUUUUCACUUAAUUUCUCAGGGAAAUUUCACCAGCGUCGCUCUCAUCUUUGCUUGAAAGUUGGGCAAAGCAUACCAAGGACAUUGAUGAGGUACACCUUAUGAAUCCUGCAAAUUCUUUUUCAUGCGAAUGAUAAUAAUAUUUUCUAAAUAAAAUUGAAUAAAAAGGUGAAAUAAAAUAACUCUUAUUCCUCUCAUGUAAUCCUAACUAAAAAACGAGAGGUACGCCAUACAAGUUUGGAAUGUACAGAAUCUAUGGCUAGCUGUCUAAUCAGGACCCACUUCCAUCAAGAUAUUUGGUUAUACUGUAGAUGGGGAACCCCUGUGCAUUGAAAAGGAAAGUCUGAGCCAGAGUAGACAUAGAGCAUCUGUCGACAGUAGCUCCCUCCCUCAGAAAAGUGGACCCUUGUCGGCUGAGGAAGUAUGCACAGCCAGACAACGUAAAUUGUUUGAUUCUCUCUUUUUCUCGCUCUGAGAUGUAUCGAUCAAUCUUAAAAAAAAAUCAUCGUCUGAGAAUAUUUGAAAAUUUUGAAUUUUCCUGAUUCUUCAAUGCCUGAUAAAUGUUUGAUUGUUCCGUGUGCUUCUUUUAGAUUCACAGCAAAGUGAGGCAGCUGCAAUCUUUAUUGAGAUCUGUAGAUAACGAUGGGGCGAGUGUGAGGAAGGAACAUAUUAAGAUUGGCAGGUGCGCCGUUCUUCAGGAUUGCUUAUCACAACAUUUUUUUAUUAUUUACUGCUCAUAUUUAAAGUUGGUUAUCAGACCUUGCAAUAAUUUAAAUAUAAAAAAAAUAAUUUUCCCUCACUUGUUGUAGGAGGCCUGCACUGGAGAUCUUUGCGGAUGUUGAAGAUGAUGGGGCUCUGAAAGUCAACGAGAAAGCCGCCAUGCUGAUGAAACAGAUCGUCGAGUAUGUGCAUAAAUCUCAUUUGAUGUCCCAUGUCUUCCUGCUACGACUUUCCUGAGUCUCCUCGACCAUAUUUUUUUCUCCCGACUUUUGUUUUUAUUUUUAUAGUCUAACAUCUAAAAAAAAUAAAAGUUUCUUCGUCAAACUGAUUUAUCGUCUAAUAUUCAUGCAGUCAAAUAUAAUUUACUGCCGUUUAGAGUUAUACCAUUCUUACAUCGGUGAUUAUGAAUAUAUACUGAGAUUCCAUCUCAAUUUCUUUGACCGUUCUUGCCGCAUUGCUUGAUAUGGCUCAGUCUACUCGUCCAGCAUCCGCGCUGACGUUCCCUUUCCUAAACUUGUCAACUGGGAUUUGUUUGACUUUUGGAGAACAGGGAUAUGCUGAAGCCCAUCGAGUCUAUCCCUUUCCAUGAGAUUUUCUUCUUCAAACACGUUGGCGUGCUUAGAUCGGUGAGUCCUUCGGAGACUUCUGCUCUCGCAUUCCCAGAGCAUGAAACGGUGUAAAAAGGUCAACUUUCUUUCAUGCGAGACCCUGCACGCGUUUUAGUUUUCCUUUUUUGUCCAGGCGUUGACUGGAGAUCCGAGGAAGAUGAUCCAGCUGGACCUUCUCAAGUCGCCGUCCUAUCUUCGCUGUAUCUGCUGCCGCACAGGAGAUAAAGCCCUGAGACCGUCCAUGCACGACACCUCGAUCCUGUAAGACUCUCCAAACCUUCCCUCCGAUCCCUCUCGAGCCUUUUCUCGUCAAAAGGGAUCGCGAUAGAAGGUUCUUUCCAUGGUCAACCCUCCCUCCCUCUUGGGGAGCUACCCGUCUGACUGCGCCUUCUCAUCUGUCUGUCUGCUUUAACAAGGUACCACCUCGCUCAAGAACACGGCGAUUUCGUCAACCUCCACGAUUGGUACAACUCGUUCAAGACGAUCCUGACUUCCCGAAGAGACUCUCGACGGAAGGUGAAGGGCUCGUCGACACCCCAGAAAGCAUCCGCGGGGCCUCCUACUUCAGAUUUGACCGAAGCUUCAAUCCAGUAUCCUUGAGAGAGAGAGAGAGAGAGAGAGAGAGAGGGAUGGGAUCGUCACCAUUAACGUGGAUCCUUAGCACGCGCUACCUCCAGGGCACGAUUCUGCCGGGCGGUGACUGAGCUCCAGAUCGCGGGGCUGCUCCGGAUGCCGAGCAAGCGACGGCCCGAUCACGUGCAGAGGGUCCUCCUGGGGCUCUAG